Molecule: messenger RNA, 2432 nt
Organism: Paramormyrops kingsleyae
Lineage: Eukaryota; Metazoa; Chordata; Actinopteri; Osteoglossiformes; Mormyridae
Gene: fdxr
Product: ferredoxin reductase
Molecular function (GO): oxidoreductase activity
Source: RefSeq, a predicted model, not a curated record
AGUAGGGUUAUAUUUUUUAAAUAGUCAGAAUGAAUGAUGGUAGUCCUGUAUUGAUAAAUAACAACUACUUAUGUAUACGAAAGAGAGAGUCUGCUUUAGGAUAUUACAGUCCUUAGAUUACACGUGAUAGCUGACCGUCUCUGUUAUUAGCACGUUAGAUUGAAAUUAAGCGCUACAUGGGUACAAACUUUUACAAAAGAACGAUAUAUUAUCUUCGCUAAUUGCACCAAAAUGAACUUGCGCAGGAUAUGUGUGUUAAGAUGUAAAUCGCUGUUAAAUAGCAAGUAUCUUAGGACCAGUCAGAUCGUUGGUGUUCGUAAGCUAACCUCUCCAUCUGGAUCCAGCCCCAAGGUGUGCAUUGUUGGUGGAGGACCAGCAGGCUUCUAUACUGCUCAGCAUCUACUGAAGAGCCGCCUGGAUAUACAGGUGGAUUUGUUCGAGCGCCUGCCUGUCCCCUUCGGCCUGGUGCGGUUUGGGGUUGCGCCUGACCAUCCAGAAGUCAAGAAUGUCAUCAACACCUUCACCCAGACUGCCCUGCAUGAGCGCUGCAACUUCUUUGGUAAUGUCGGCGUUGGGAAAGACGUGAGCGUGGCGGAGCUGCGGCAGGCGUAUCACGCUGUGGUCCUGAGCUAUGGAGCGGAGGGGAAUCGACGUCUCGGCAUUCCGGGUGAAGAUCUACGAGGAGUCUACUCUGCCAAAGACUUCGUUGGCUGGUAUAAUGGACUUCCUGGCAACAAGGAACUGAGACCAGACCUUAGCAGUGAGACUGCAGUGGUUCUGGGCCAAGGGAAUGUGGCACUGGAUGUUGCCAGGAUACUGCUUUCACCUCUGGACAUUCUGAAGAAGACCGAUAUCACACAGCCCUCCCUCGAGGCCCUGGCAGAAAGUCAAGUGCAAAGAGUCCUCAUUGUGGGCCGGCGAGGACCCCUCCAAGUGGCCUGUACCAUAAAGGAACUCAGGGAGAUGGUCAACCUUCCAGGUACCAUGCCAGAUAUGGUGACUACUGACUUUGAGGGAGUUGCGAGUGUGCUAAAAGACCUGUCCAGGCCAAGAAAGCGGCUGACAGAGCUCCUGCUUAAGGCUGCACAGGGGGCUGCAUCCAGGCAGGCGGGAGCUUCCCGUCAGUGGGGCUUCCACUUCCUGCGUAGCCCCCUAGAGAUCCUGCCCGCUGAUGACUUGACGAGCACCGCUGGGAUCCGACUGGCCGUGAACGUGCUGGAGGGCUCACACGAAGGGGCACGGGCAGUGCCGACGGGUGAGGUGGAGGAGUUGAAGUGCGGGAUGGUGAUCAGCAGCAUUGGCUACCGGAGCCUGUGCAUCGAUCCCGCUGUGCCUUUUGACCACCAUAAAGCCAUAAUCCCCAACACAGUGGGCAGAGUGCAGACUGGAGCUGGUUUGUACUGCAGUGGGUGGGUGAAGCGUGGACCUACCGGCGUGAUCGCCACGACGAUGAAUGACAGCUUCGACACCGCCCGGUCACUACUACAGGACAUAGAGGCUGGAGUAAUUGACGUGUAUUCCGUGAAGCCAGGUUCAAGGGCUGUCCUCUCCUCGCUGGACAGCCGAGGUGUGAAGUGGGUGUCUUUCUCAGACUGGGAGAAGAUUGACAAAGAGGAGGUCAGAAGAGGCCAGAGAGUAGGAAGGCCCAGGGAGAAGAUCUUGGAUGUAGCAGAGAUGCUAAGGGUGGCCCACUCUUGAGGACUCCACUCAGUUUACACAUAGCUACAUGUCUAGUUCAUCAUUCCAAGUGAAGUAAUUAGAGAAUAUUCAGUUAUGAGUACCAGUGUUAUGUGCAAUACUGUUGAGAAACUGAUUAAUAGUUUACCAAUUUAGCCUCUUUUACUAUUGUUGUUUGUUUUUUAACUUGAAAUUCACCAGAUAAUAAAAGUAUGAUUCUUUUGUAUUUAUAAGAAGCACUUGAAGUGCUGUUAAUUCAGUUUAUCAGAAUUAACUGUUUGACAUGAAUUUUCUCCUUUUACACAAUUACCAAGUUAUGUAAAGUGAUAUUUUACUGAAACAGUGUGAAUUGCAUUGCACAACAUCUUUGUGUCAGUUAUUAGGUGAUUAGUAAAGGCUCCCUCUUGAGGUCUCAGUAACACCUAAUGUUUCAAGCCCAGUAAGUGAAGCCCUUGUCUCUUUCGAGUGGCUCGUCACUUCACUCCACAUCCAAUGUGGAAAAUUACCCAAUAUUAGCUUGAGGCAGACCAUAAACUAUAAAUAAAUAUAGACAGACAUCAAUGCAAAUAUUUGGUAGGCACUGCAGGUGUGCUUCCGGUCACUACAUUCUGAAUAAUGUUACUGAUCAGCCAGAACAUAACAUCCUACAGAGAGCAAUUACAGCAGGUAACUCUAUUAUGUCAUUUAAAUUCCUUGUACUGAUUGGUGAUUUCUGCCUAAAAAUGUAGUAAACAUUAAAUGAUUUUGCAGUUAAA